AUGGGAGAUCUGUGGGCAUGGCUGAUUUUCUUCUUCACGCUUAUUGCUUUGCUUAUUAUACUUGUUUACCAGCUAAUGUGCUUGGCAGAUCUAGAGUUCGAUUAUAUCAACCCUUAUGACUCUGCAUCUAAGAUAAACAAAGUGGUUUUACCAGAAUUCAUCACGCAAGGGGUUCUAUGCUUUCUCUUCCUUGUGACAGGGCAUUGGGUUAUGUCACUUCUCAGUGUUCCGUACCUGUACUACAACGUGAGAUUGUAUACGCGAAGACAGCAUCUUGUUGAUGUAACCGAGAUAUUUAACUUGCUCAACUGGGAAAAGAAACAGCGGCUUUUCAAACUGGGCUACGUGAUAUUUCUUCUCUUCAUGUCCUUGUUUUGGAUGAUUUUCAAUGCACUAGAAGAUGAUGAUCAUUCACUAUAG
Molecule: messenger RNA, 420 nt
Organism: Fraxinus pennsylvanica
Lineage: Eukaryota; Viridiplantae; Streptophyta; Magnoliopsida; Lamiales; Oleaceae
Source: the annotation of a GenBank genome assembly